This is a messenger RNA of Closterium sp. Naga37s-1, 704 nucleotides long. NCBI's taxonomy places the organism in Eukaryota, Viridiplantae, Streptophyta, Zygnematophyceae, Desmidiales, Closteriaceae. The record is from the annotation of a GenBank genome assembly.
AUGCCUCUGCUCCUUGAUACCUCUUAUCGUCGAUUCCGUCUUCAUUCCGUCUCUUCUCCCUUUACUCAUUCCGUCGACGUUCCGUCUCCUCUCUCCCCUUACUCGUUCCGUCUUCAUUCCGUCUCCUCUCUUCCGUACUCAUUCCGCCUUUCCCCUCUCCCUUCUCCCCCUCUCUCCCCCCACUCCUCUCCCACCGUUUCGCUCCCGCCUACUGAUCGCGCCAAACGCUCCUCCCUCCGAGUGUGUCGGCGGGUGGGUCUGAGGGACGUAUCGCUCUUCACCUCGCCAGACCUCGUGGAUGGCAGGGACGCUCAGCGUUCCCCUCAUGUCCCCCUUGCCCCCCUCCUCUCCCUGUUUCCUCUCGCUGCGCGUACCCGUCUCCCCAGGGAGAGCAGCGCGCAGGGGAACAGUGCCACAGGUGCUGCAGCUGUGACAGGAGCUGCAGAAGCAGCAGGUGUAGCUUCGCAUGCACAUGCAGGUGAUGCCCAGAAUGCACCUGCAUGGUUUGGACUGAAGGAGGAGGAGAGGCGGAGCAUGGCGGGUGCUGCACCUGCCGGCCUGCCGUCGCUCCGCGUGCAUGGGAGGGCCGUGGGGGGAUGCGUGGAGCAUAUCCGCUUCUUACAAAAAAACUCCUCAUCGGCCUCACCCAACCCCAGCUGCCCGUUUGUUGGACGUGGCGACGGCGAGGGCGCGGCAGGCGGGAA